Molecule: messenger RNA, 3671 nt
Organism: Cottoperca gobio
Lineage: Eukaryota; Metazoa; Chordata; Actinopteri; Perciformes; Bovichtidae
Gene: nexn
Product: nexilin (F actin binding protein)
Exons: 14
Coding region: 179-2743 (854 amino acids)
Biological process (GO): mitochondrial fusion
Source: RefSeq, a predicted model, not a curated record
CAGCAGCCAGUCGAGUUGGUGCACCGGGCGGUCGCAUCUCGGAGUGUCACUUCUUUUGGUUUAUAUCGACCCAAAGGAUUACAAAAAAAGAAGAAGUCAAAAACAGGAGGACGACAUCUAGCUAAAAAGGUAACAUUUGCACAGAGCCUGUUUGUCAACUUGUCAUUGUGGUACAAACAUGACUGAGGUGGCGCAGGUUGCGGCUGUAGUCGCCCAUGACAUGGAUGAUGUCACAAAUGAAAGUGAACUCAACAUGAGCGACGUGGAAAACAAGGAAGACGAUACGACACAUGAGGAAGAUGAUGCGGUGGCUGAUGAAGACGACACAGCCGUGGAGAAAAGUGAGGAGACGUCACUCACAGAAGACAAAGAGCCUUGCGACAUGAAUGAAGAAGAAAGCAAUGAGACGGACAAGACACAUAUGAACGGUGUGGAUCUCAAAGAAAACGACACAACCGAUGAGAACAAUGAAAGCUCAGAAACUGUUAACGGUGUAGAGCAGGACACAGAGACAAAGGAGGAGGCAGAACUUGACACAAAUGAAGACCCAAAUGUUUCUGAAUUGACACUUAAGAAAGAGAAACUCCUCCGAUCCAGAAAGCUGGUGGCCAGAAGUUACGUGCCAAAGCUGAAGGAUAAGGGGGAGGUGACGGGAAAGUUUGAGGCCAUGCAGAAGGCCAGGGUGGAGCGCAGCAGGCUGAGGAACAUGGACGAGCAGCAGAAGAGGAAGGAUCAAUACGUCAAGGAGAGAGAGUGGAGCCGCAGGAAGCAGCAGAUAAAGGAACUACUCGCUUCCAGUGAUGAGGAAGAAGAGGUGAAGCCAGCAAAGGUAGAAAAAUCCUACGUCCCCAAAAUCACAGGUAGUGUGAAGGGGAAGUUCGCAGUCAUGGAAAAACAAAGACAAGAGGAAGAAAAGAAGAGAAUGGAAGGAGAGAGAAAUAAGAGGGAAGCCCAGGACAACAAAGAAAAAGCCAAAAUAAAGAAAGAAUUGGCUAAGAAAGCAGCUGAGGAAGGAGAUGACACAAUCCUGAUACGGGUGGUUCCAUCGAAGUCGUCACGACCUCCAGGCAGAAUCAAGGUGAACUUUGAAGACAUGGAGAAGAAUCGAGAGGAGGAAGUGAUGAAGAAGGCAGAGGAAGAGAAGAAGAGGCGGUACGAUGAAAACAAACGCUCCUUCAGGGAUGCCAAGCGAUGCUCGGUUGUUCAGGAUGAAGAGGAGAAGCCUUCAGAGAGGGCGCUGGUGGCUCCUGGAAAGCUGAAGAUGACAUUUGAAGAGCUGGAGAAAGAAAGGCAGGAGCACAGGAAGAAGCAGGCUGAGGAGGAAGCUAAGCGCCGCCUGCUAGAUGAGAAGAAAGCUUUCGAAGAAGCCAGGCUGGGAAUGGGAGAAGAUGAGGAGGACGCUCAGGCAGCUCAGGAAGACAAGGAGUACCGGCCUGGAAAACUGAGGUUGAGCUUUGAAGAGGUGGAAAGGCAGAGAGUAGAAGAAGAGCGCAAGAAAGCAGAGGAGGGGUACAAGAGACGAAUGGAGGAGGAGAGAAGAGCUUUCGCUGAAGCCAGGAAGAGCAUGCUUGUAGAUGAGGACGAUGAGGUGCUGAUGGCCUUAGUGAACCUCGAGGGCAGUAAGCCCGGCAAGAUAUGCGCCAGUUUUGAGGAUCUGGAACGGCAGAGAAGAGAGGAGGAGCAGAAGAAGGCAGAGGAGGAGGCCAAGAGGAGACUGGAAGAGGAAAAGAGGUUCUUUGCUGAGGCCCGUAAGAGCAUGGUAGUGGAUGAGGAAGGAGGGAUGGUGAAGAGUGAAUCUCAGGAAGCACUGCACCCUAGAAAACUGGAGAUGAACUUUGAAGAGCUACUGAAAGAGAAGGAGAAAGCUGAGAGGAGUCGCAAGGUGGAGGAACGCAAAAAGAAAAUGGAGCUGGAGAAGCAGGAAUAUGAACAACUCAGAGAAGAGAUGGGCCAGGAUGUAGUGAAUGAAAGCUCAGAUGUUGUAAGCAAAGAGUAUGAAGAACUGACCAAGCUCAAGAGAACUGGCUCCAUCCAGGCCAAGAACCUCAAGUCCAAGUUUGAGAAGAUCAAGCAGCUGACCGAAGAGGAAAUUCAGAAAAAGAUAAAUAUGGAGAGAGCGCGGAGGAAGGCCGUUGAUGAUGAAAUUAAAGAGAGAGAAACUGAGAGGUUCGAGGAGGAGGAUGAGGGAGGAGAAACAACUGCAGCCAGGGUCGAGGAGUCACCGUUCAAACAGAAAGUGGAUAUGAAAGCCAGAUUUCAACAAAUGGCCAAAGCCAGAGAGGACGAGGAGAGGAGGAGGAUAGAGGAGCAGAAGCUCCAGAGGAUGCAGUUUGAGCAGCAAGAGAUUGACGCUGCCCUCCAAAAAAAGAAGGACGACGAUGUGGAGGACGAGGGUAGCAUCAUCAACGGCUCUGCGGCCUAUGAAGAUGAGGAGGAUCAUGCCAGAUCGGGGGCUCCGUGGUUUAAGAAGCCCCUUAAAAACCAAUCAGUUGUGGACUCGGAGCCAGUUCGGUUCACCGUUAAGAUCACCGGAGAGCCCAAGCCGGAGGUGACCUGGUGGUUCGAGGGAGAGAUGCUCCAGGACUGUGAGGACUAUCAGUAUAUAGAGAGAGGAGAGACGUCCUGCCUCUACCUGCCAGAGACCUUCCCAGAGGACGAGGGAGAGUACAUGUGCAAGGCUGUGAACAGCAGAGGCACAGCAGCAAGUACCUGCAUCCUCACAAUAGAAACUUAUGACUACUGAUGCCCUUCCACGUUCAGGAAACUUUCCCUGUUGUCUCUCACUCCUUUUGUAAAACUUCGUCCCUCAUAGUAUGGUCAAACAGCGGAGGGAAGAAAAUAGCAGUAUGCUUGGCAUUCCUAAGGGAGGGAUACACAACACACACAAAAAAAAAAUGCAACAUGUUGUUUACGUUUGUAAAGCUGCACUCCCUGUAGAAUAGGAUGAUACUUGUGCCAAAACAGACACAAUUCUUGUUCCCAUGCCAAGGGUUAUCUUUGCUGCGGGGCCCCUUACGAUAUUUGUGAAAACAGCAAUUUUAAAGUAUCAUAGUAUUGUAAAUAUCACACUUUAUAGUCCAUACAUGCAAACAUUAUGUUUCAGGCAUUAAAAUGUAAAAAGUAAGACGUUCUCGUGCACUAAUUUUAAAGAACAAGGAAUGGGAAUAUCAGUAACAAAUCUGGCUUUGGUAUUUUACUCCUGUUUAACAACUUCAGCAAUAUUAAUCAAUUUUCUGUACUCUUUGCCAUGUUAGUAAAUGGUAUUGUGAUACUUGCCUGGUAUUAUAUCGUGGGGUAAUAUCACUUAAAUAAUCACUUAAUUGGAUAUCCACAUUGAAGAUCUGCCGACAACGAUAUUGCAGGAACAAAACAAUUAGAACUGAUGUAUGUCCUGAUUUUUACUGAAGCUCUAUAGGUCCAGAUUAAAUGUUUUUAAACAGCAGCAAUCUAAAAAAAAAAAAAAAGAUUAAUAUAUUGAUUUUUCAUGCACCAACCCCCCUUUUUCUUUUUGAGUUAAAUGUUAUACUCUUGAUACAGUUGUCAUAAUUCAGUUGUGCUGGACAGUAGGUGACCGAUUCAUGGUUUGAUAAUGAAAAAUAAAUAUAGGCUAGCCUGAAUAUUUGUCGUAUAUUAUAAAUGAAAAUGUUUUAAUAAAAUGAACAAAAACAACA